ACUGUUUUUGUGAAACACCGGGGCGGUCUUUUUGAUUUCUGCUGCGAAGAAAGCCAUGUUUAUGUCUUCUAUGAAAAUGUUUAGUAAAUUACUUUCCGCUUUUGUUCUUUGAUUAACUUGUUAAUAUAAACAAACAUGAGAUUUAUUUUCGAGCUUUAUUUAUUGUCAAUAUCAAACUAGAAAUGUAAUUUGGGGCAGUAACACUGCCAGAAUGAGCUCCUCUGGUCCACCGAAAAGGAAAUGCUAUAUGGGACAGCAUCAGGUCAUCAAGAAAAAAAGUAUUGUGGUACCUGUGGAGCCACUGACACCAAGACGAUCCAGACGCCUACUGGAGACACAUGCACUGGGAGAUAAAUUACAUGGAGCCAAACACAAAACACACGGCAUGGCUGUCGGGCAGUCGUUUGCAGUGGGUGAGUCGUCACUGGCUCUGGAUGAGGAAAUGCUUCAGGUGUUGGAUGCCUUAGAACCCUCUGUAGAGAGAGGUGAACAGGGAAGACCAGCCCCACCAGUGGUAAGCUUUCAUCCACCUCCGCUACCAGAGAAUAAGGAGAUUAACCAGAGGAUGGGACUUGGAGACCAAGCACCUCUUCAGCCCACUGGACCAGGACCAGGGUCUCACAGACCCCACAGCCCAGCAGCACUCCCAGGGGCUGGGGAGAGUGUGUGUGAGGGACUUGGGGGGAGGUGGAGAGCAGACUGUAAAGGCCUGGCCCAGCGACUUCUCUUCAGUGAGGACACCGAAGAGUCAGACCAAUCAGAGAAGGGCUGUCUCAAGCCAAUGACAACUAACUGCAAGGAUGGCUUGCCCCUUCCUACCAAAAAGAACAAUCAGAAAUCCAGCCGUUCCAAAGGGGUUAAGCACAGGUCCAGGAGUUCCCCUCUGAGCACGGAGAAAGGAGACGGGCCAAGUGUACAUGCCGACUCCCCAUUGGACAACUCUGGUAACUACAUCCUGUUCAGCCCCACCCACCUGGCCGCGGCGAGGGAGAGGGCAGAACUGCAGCGCUCGCUGAGGAACCAGUCCGUCUCCGUGCUUACGCCCCCUACAGGCCUGGAGGCCAACUCCCUCAACGACACAGUGCCCCAGCCAGGUCAGAAUGCGGCUAUAUGCGCCCCAGGGGAGCAGGCUGACAGGCUGCAGCUGUCCAGCUGGGGUCUACCCCGGCCUGUCCUGGAGCGCUACCACAGACACAGGCUCACCCACAUGUUUGACUGGCAGGCUCAGUGCCUCAUGGUGGGACAGGUGCUGCAGGGACGCAACCUGGUGUACUCUGCUCCCACCAGUGCUGGGAAGACCCUGGUGGCGGAGCUGCUGAUGUUGAAGCGUGUGCUGGAGACCAGGAGGAAGGCCCUCUUCAUCCUGCCCUUUGUCUCCGUGGCCAAGGAGAAGAUGCACUACCUGCAGAGUGUGUUUGAGGAGGCAGGGGUGCGCGUGGAGGGGUACAUGGGGAGCACCUCUGCUGCGGGCGGCUUCACGUCACUGGAUGUGGCCGUGUGCACCAUAGAGAAGGCCAACUCUCUCGUCAACAGACUCAUAGAGGAAGACAGCCUGGAUCUACUGGGUAUGGUGGUGGUGGAUGAGCUCCACAUGGUUGGAGACUCUGGGAGAGGAUACCUCCUGGAAUUGCUGCUCACCAAGAUCCGCUACAUCGCCCAGAAGCAAAACGCAUCGGGGUCUCUGUCUGAGGGGAUCCAGAUUGUGGGUAUGAGUGCAACCCUGCCUAACCUGGAGCUCCUGGCUGGCUGGCUGGACGCGGAGCUCUACCAGACAGACUACAGGCCCGUGCCCCUGCAGGAGUGGCUCAAGGUGGGCAGCAACAUCUACGACAGCAGCCUCUCUCUGGUCCGCUCGUUCGCACCCGCGCUGGCGGUCAAGGGGGAUGAUGACCACAUAGUGAGUCUGUGCUAUGAGACUGUUAGAGAGGGGCACUCCGUCCUGCUGUUCUGCCCUUCCAAGAUCUGGUGUGAGAAGCUGUCGGACGGCAUCGCCAGAGAGUUCUACAACCUGAAACGCACAGAGGGGCAGGGAGAUGGUGACCUCCAGGCCGUGUGUCUGGACCAGGGAGGACUGGCGGAUGUGUUAGCCCAGCUGAGGCGCACCCCGGCUGGGCUAGACCCCAUGCUGCAGCGCACUGUUCCCUGGGGGGUGGCCUUCCACCAUGCCGGCUUGACGUUCGACGAGCGAGACGUGUUGGAGGGGGCGUUCCGCCAGGGACUGGUCAGGGUGCUGGCCGCCACCUCUACCCUCUCCUCGGGGGUCAACCUCCCGGCCCGCAGGGUCAUCAUACGAACGCCCACCUUCAACGGACGCCUGCUGGACCCGCUCACCUACAAGCAGAUGGCCGGCCGGGCGGGGAGAAAGGGAGUGGACACCAUGGGGGAGAGCGUGCUGGUGUGUAAGGAGGCGGAGCGUCAGAAGGGUGUCAGCCUCCUCCAGGGCUCCCUUCAGCCAAUCAGCAGCUGUCUGGUGAAGAGGGAGGGGGAGGGCGUGACCACCAGCAUGCUCCGAGCCAUCCUGGAGAUUAUUGUCGGAGGCGUGGCCAGCACUCCACAGGAUGUGAGGUUGUAUGCUUCCUGUACUCUGCUAGCUGCUAGCCUGCAGCCUGGCCAGAGACCAGAAGGGGGCGCCGUGGGGAGGAAGGCCAAGAAGGGAGGCCGGGGACGGGGGCCGGAGGCUAACGAGGGGGCGAUCGAGGCCUGCGUGGACUGGCUGAUGGAGAACGAGUUCAUCAACAUCCAAAAAGAAGGAGAAGAGGAGCGGUACUGCCCCACCCUCCUGGGCGCGGCCACCCUCUCCUCCUCCCUCUCUCCCCCCGAGGCUCUUGGGAUAUUUGCCGACCUCCAGCGGGCCAUGAAGGGCUUUGUACUGGAGAACGACCUUCAUAUCCUCUACCAGAUCACUCCAGUGUACGCUGAGUGGACCACCAUCGACUGGUACCAGUUCUUCUGCCUGUGGGAGCAGCUGCCCUCGUCCAUGAAGCGCGUGGCCGAGCUGGUCGGCGUCCAGGAGGGCUUCCUCGCUCGCUCCGUCAGCGGCAAGCUCGUCGCCAAGACGGAGAGGCAGCACAGGCAGAUGGCUGUGCACAAACGGUUCUUCACCACUCUGGUCCUACAGGACCUAGUCAAUGAGGAACCGCUGGGUGCCGUGGCAACGAAAUACAACUGCAACCGUGGGCAGCUGCAGUCCCUUCAGCAGUCAGCAUCUACCUAUGCUGGCAUGGUGACGGUGUUCUGUAAGCGCCUGGGCUGGCACACCCUGGAGCUGCUGCUGUCCCAGUACCAGACCCGGCUGAGCUUCGGGGUGCAGCGGGAGCUGGUGGACCUGGUCAGGGUGUCCCUGCUGAACGCGGCGCGGGCCCGCACGCUCUACGACCAGGGCCUCUGCACCGUGGCCCAGCUGGCCCGCGCCACGCUCACGGAGGUGGAGAAAGCUCUGAGGAAGGCCGUGCCCUUUAAGAGCUCGAAACGGGCCGUGGACGAGAGCGAGAUGGAGGCGGCCGAGAGGCGGAGCCUUCGCUGCGUUUGGGUCAGCGGUGGGCGGGCCCUGACGGAGCGGGAAGCAGCCAAUGAGAUUGUGUCGGAGGCUAGGCUCCUCCUCCAGCAAGACCUGGCCGAUUUAGGAGUGGAGUGGGACCCCGGGACCCUCCCCCCAGAGGCGGGCCUCGACAGCGAUCCUGACGAAGACUCUCACAGCUCGCCCGAAACGCAACAAAACCACAGCAAACCUCAGAGGGAGGACGCGAAGAAGGAGGAGAAGAGAGAGGGAGACAGGAGGGGGAGAGGAGAAAUGAGGAGGCGGGAUGGAAAAACUGAGGUGGAAGUGGGAGAGAGGGAAGGAGCGAACCGGCCAGAAAAGACAGAGGCAAACAGGAAGGGGGGAGAGACGAAAAUGAACGAGGGGGGAGGAGCUGGUGGGGAAAAGACGAAGGGAGAAGAUGCAGGACGGAGGGACGGACAGAAGUUAAGGGCUGAGGAAAGAGAGGAGGAUCAGGAACAGCCGAGAAGUACCACAGGAAGUUCAGGGCGAGAAAUGGGGACGGAAAAAAAGGUAGGACCAACACAGAGACGUGUAGAAAUGAAAGUGUCAGAGCAAGCGGAGGAGGUUGAAAGCGCCCUGUCCACCUCUGCGCUUCCGGAAGGACCCAUCGCCAUCCCCACCCGUCCUGAGAGGAGUCUCACACAGGAGUUAGCUGAGUUGGUCUUCAGCCCCCUUCCCCCACCCCAGCCCUCUCCCAUGCCCCCUCCUCGCUUCAGAGCCCCCAUCUCCCGCGUGGAGGAACCUCCAGCAGUAGGCUGCGUUUCCUCUGGGACACUAGAGAGGACAGGACCAGCUCAGACAGCUACAUCACCCAUGCAGACAGGGAAAGGGCACCAGUCUAGAGCUCUGAGGAAAGUGCUCCAUUUCAUCCAUUCAGAGGCAGGGCAAGAGAGGGGAGAGACGGACCCCGUCCGAACCACAUCUCCACUCCCUUUGAUUCCCAAACACGCACCCCCAACCCCGGCCACGCACCUCCUUCCAGCUCCAGCUUCUCCCCCCUUACUCGACCCCGUCCUCCCUCAGAGGGCGGCACCCUCCCCGGCCUCGCCCCCCCAGCCCCUCUCACCGGCUCAGCCUCCAGCCCCGCCUCUCUCCACUGUGGCCACGCGCAGGAGGCUCGAGGACGAGGGGACGGACGACUUCUCGUCCCCGGAGCUGUACGUCAGAGAGGAGAGGAGGAGGGAGGAGGAGGAGAAGGAGGAGGCCCAGGAAGGAGAGGGCUUCGGGGACAGCUUUGAGCUGGACACCCAGACAGAGCUAAUGAUCCAGCAGCAGGAGAAUCCACAGAGAGAAGUGAAAGCGGGCGACGGAGGGAUAGAGCGGAGGGAGGGAGCGCUGGGGAGCGCAGCGGAGGAGGAGGGAGAGGAAGAGAGGCGUGUUUUAGAGAGGGAGACGCGUUGGCCUGCGUCGGGGAAGACGGGGAGAGGAGGAGGUUACGGCGACGAGAGUGCAGGUGAAAAGGAAGCCCUGCGUGGGUCUCCGAGCAACGGUGUCCACAGCGACCGUGACAGGGAGGUACUUGGUGGCUCCGUCACCAUCGGCAACGGACAACCCAAACUUGGCAUCUCUUUAACUGACAGUCAGAUGGAAAACUUCCUCAACUACAGUCAAGAGGUCUUAGCAGAUGGAGAUGGUGGUGUUUAUGAAGAUGACAAAGAGGAUGAACUUUUUGGUAGAGGUGAUCUGUCUCGUGUCUCAGUGUCAGAUCACGUCACGUCUAACAGUCUGAACGGCAGCAGUAGCUUCCUGUUUGACAGCCUAUACGAUAGCUCCCUUUUGGCUGCCCUGAGCCCGGAAGAGGAAUCUAACCAAUCAGAGAAGGAGGAAGUGCAGGGGGAGGGACCAGCUGCCACAGAGGCCGCAAGCCGCCACAAGCUCCCCUCCACACAAGAGAAAAGACGAAGUGGGCUCCUGACAAAUCAGGAGGCAGAAGAGCAGGAGGCUAUCCAAUGGGGAGAGUCGUCCUUCAACCUAUCAGAGUGGGGCGACUCGUUGUUGGUGGGUGAACAUUUCCUGGAAAGGCGGAGCCUCCUGAGACACACAGAGAGAACCCAGCAGGAAAAUAAUCCCAACCGUGGUCAAACAGAACAUCCCGAACCAACGGACCAACAAAUACCAGAACCACAACACGGUCAGGAUACUGCUCAAACUCGCCCUACAGAAGCACAACCGCACCACGGUCAGACAGACCCACUCAAACCCGACCAGUGCACGUUUCAGACAGACCGACCACAACCGCAACACAACCCCAGUCAGACGAACGAACAACACAACACUGAAGACCCAAGCCCCAGCGGACCAACCUUGAGCCGAGAGGUUGGCGUCGAGGAAGAGAGGGAGAAGAGGAGAGACGAGGGGAGAGAACGGGAGAGAGCGGACAGAGAGGCAGGGGCCCCGCCCGACCCAUCGGUGUUUAAACACCCGGCACUGCCGAGUCAGCCGACUGACACCUGUCCUCAGUGCAGCCCCGGACUCCAGGACAUCUUCGACCGUUGGCCGAGCAUGUCCGACCAGCUGUCACCACACACCCUCCUGGUGGGGUCGACACGCACGCACACGGACGCGCAGCCUGCUAGUGAGGGAGAGCGAGCGUUCUCAGAGAGGCAGGUUGUUAGUGGAGAGACCAGAGCGAGCAGCAGUCACAGAGAUACAAGAGGGAGACUGGAGGAGAGACCUGGUUCUGGUGACCUCAUCCCCCCCACACCAGAAACUAACCCCGUCACCCCCAGAGUCAAACGAACCACCUCCUCGGUCCAGUCACCUCUUACCACACGGCCCCUCAACCAAUCCACUCCCACUACCGCCCGCCCUGACCAACCAGGAGUCCCUGAAUGUCCCCAGUCCCGCCCACGGCCCAGAAUUGACCCGAUCAGCAGUAAGCGACACAGACCUCUGCCAGUCGAGGCUGUAUCAGACACUGAACAGCAAGAGUCUACCUCGCACACCCCAAACCCCGACACGCACUUUGGCACUGAGACAAAGGCCCCAGGAGAGCGUACACACUCAACGUUAGACCCCACAUCUGUCCCCCAUCCCAAAACCCAGCCACGCCCUCGCAUGGACCCCAGACCUCCCCCGGCUCCGGCCCAAACCCCAGCCCCCGCCCCCUCACUUCCGCCCCCAGCCGAGGCUCCUUCCCCCCUGGACUCGUCUCUCACCGACGAGGGCUUCACCCUCCAGCUGUCCCAGGAUGCCCCUCUCACCCCCGGCAGCCCCGGGGCCUUCUCCAUCGUGGACGUGGCGAGCGACAGGCGCCUGUUUAGCACCUUCCUGAGCGAGUGGAGGACGAAGGGCAGGUACUCCCUCGCUCUGGCCUGCGAGAGGAGGGAACACACACAGCCGCCCAAACACAGAGGAGUCUCGUGUCUUCAGCCCAUCUCAGAGCCAGACGGGUUCUCCGUGAGGGGGGGCGAGGGGCUGCUGCUGACCGGCCUGUCUGUCUGCUGGGGGGGGCGCGACGCCUACUACAUAUCACUGCAACAGAAGCAGAGCACAGAUAUCAGUUCAAGUCUGGCCCCGCCUCCACUGGAUGCUGAUUUGCCGGUGGUUGAGAGGCUGGAGCAGGUAAAGGCCUGCCUAAACCGGUCAUUGGUUAAAGGUGCAGGAGGCGUGGUUAUCACUUACGACAUCAUCGAGGCGUACAAGACCUUGGUGCUUAGCUGUGGCAUCGGUCUAGACGGCAGUUGUGAAGACCCCAAGGUGGCGUGUUGGCUGUUGGACCCUGGCAGUGAGGAGAGGACCCUGGCCAGCGUGGUGACCUGCUUCUGCCCCCAAGAGCUGGAUCUGCUGGAGGGCCUGGGGGAGGGGAGACACGCACACACUCACUCCCCACGCCUGAGGGCCGCCACGGAGAGCGUGUUGGUGCAUGCUGCCAUGGACCAGCUGAACACGCUGCUGGAGAAAGAUGGACUGCUAGACGUGUUCCGCCGUGUGGAGAUGCGUUCGCAGGUGUGUCUGGCUCUGCUGGAGCUGAACGGGGUGGGCUUCAGCGUGGAGGAGUGCAAGAGACAGAAGCACGUGAUGCAGGCCAAGCUCUCUGCCCUGGAGGCCCAGGCCUACAGCCUGGCCGGCCACAGCUUCUCCCUGACCAGCAUCGAUGACAUAGCCCAGAUUAUGUUUCUGGAGCUGCGUCUGCCUCCUAAUGGAGACGUGACUGGUCUGAAGAACAAGAGGACCCUGGGAUACGCCAGGAGAGGAGCGGGGAGGGUGCGCCUGGGCAAGCAGUUCAGCACCACCAAGGACGUUCUGGAGAAGCUCCGCCCCCUGCACCCGUUCCCAGGGGUGAUCCUGGAGUGGAGGAGGAUCACCAACGCUAUGACCAAGGUGGUGUUCCCUCUCCAGAGAGAGAGACAACACCACCCUCUGCUGGCCAUGGACAGGAUACACCCUGUGUCUCAGACACACACCACCACAGGCCGAGUGAGCUUCACUGAGCCCAACAUCCAGAACGUUCCGAAAGACUUUGAGAUCCAGAUGGCCACCGUUGUGGGCGAGAGCCCCCCCUCACAAGAUGGCCGCCAGGCUGCCACCCGGCCAGGCAGGAGAGGGCGCUCCAGGCUGCCAGCCCCUCCUGCAGGCAGUCCAGAGAAGGAUGUCGCCUUCUCCGUCAGCAUGAGACACGCCUUCGUACCCUUCUCAGGAGGGAUGAUCCUAGCUGCAGAUUAUUCCCAGUUGGAGCUGCGGGUGCUAGCUCACCUCUCUAAGGACCGGCGCCUCCUACAGGUGCUGAACGGAGGGGUGGAUGUUUUCCGCUGCAUCGCGGCAGAGUGGAAGAACAUAACCCCAGAUGCUGUGAAGGACGGCCUCAGACAGCAGGCCAAGCAGAUUUGCUAUGGCAUCAUCUACGGGAUGGGAGCCAAGUCUCUGGGGGAGCAGAUGGGCGUGGAUGAGAACGAUGCUGCCUGUUACAUAGAGAGCUUCAAGGCCAGAUACACAGGGAUCCAGUCCUUCCUGAGAGACACGGUGAAGAGCUGUGUAAAAAAGGGCUACGUUCAGACACUGCUGGGACGCAGGAGAUACCUGCCUGGGAUCACAAACGGCAACACUUACGCCAGGGCACAUGCAGAGCGCCAGGCGGUGAACACCACUGUUCAGGGUUCAGCUGCUGACAUUGUUAAACUGGCCACUGUCAACAUCCAGCAGAGACUACAGGAAACCUUCCCUACUGCCCCCCUGUCACAUCAACACCCACACUCAGACAGGGGCCGUAGCAGGACAUGGCCUCGGGUCAGAGGGGCUUACUUCAUCCUGCAGCUGCAUGACGAGCUGAUCUACGAGACCACAGAAGAAGACCUCAUUCGGGUGGCUCAAAUAGUGAAGAGAGAGAUGGAGUCAGCAGUCAAGCUUUAUGUGAAGCUCAGAGCCAAAGUCAAGGUGGGACCCAGCUGGGGUGACCUCCAGGACAUGGAAAUAUGAAGGUGGGUUGAAAGUGGCCUUAGACAUACUGAAGUAGGACUUGACAGCUUUACACAAGUGUUGCUUUCUGUGUUUUUCUACGUAUAUUUCUGUGUGAUAGUCAUUUAUUCUCAACAAUAUACUGAAUGGACUGAAAUGUUUAACAUAUAACAUAUAAGUGUCAAGAUAAGUUUUAAUCUCUGCUGUUUACGAAUGAACUGAAUGUAGUAAUGCAUAUGUAUAUUUUUAAUCCUCUAAAUUGUGAUCCUGUGUAAAAGUUAUUUGUCGGGGUAACGUAUUUGAUCCCAUAAUUACAUAUUAAUAAUAUUGUGUUUGAAACAUACAGUAAAUGUAAUCCAUGAAUCUCUGAAUGUAACCUCCAUACUGUGCUGUAUGUUAGGAUGAUUUGUAAAUAAAACAAAUAUAUA
This is a messenger RNA of Osmerus eperlanus (European smelt), 9363 nucleotides long. RefSeq names its product DNA polymerase theta-like. The transcript has 35 exons. The record is from RefSeq and is a predicted model, not a curated record. Lineage: Eukaryota; Metazoa; Chordata; Actinopteri; Osmeriformes; Osmeridae. Gene Ontology annotation, biological process: double-strand break repair via alternative nonhomologous end joining; DNA-templated DNA replication. Bases 212 to 8956 code for a protein of 2914 amino acids. Gene Ontology annotation, molecular function: DNA-directed DNA polymerase activity; ATP binding; DNA binding.